GCGUGCCCGCUUCCGCCAUGCUACGCUGCCCCGGGCGCUCCCUGCCGCGGUCCGGGCAUUCCCGCAGGGCCGCCGGGGUCCGGGGAAGCUUCUGCGGGGGCUCGCGUAGCGCGGGGUGGGGAGAGCGGUAGGGCCCGGUGCGCGCCGGGGGCAGGCGAGCGGGCGGGCGCUGGAUUCUUUGGAUCGCGGACGUCGUGGGCGAAUAAAACAGGCGGGCGGGCGGUUGCGCUGUUCCUGCCGCGGGGGGCGCGGAGCGGAGCCGCCGCCGGGCCUGGCGCAGAUGGAGCCCCGCAGCAGCGGCGUCGCGCCCGGCGGAGUGUCGGUGUCGGCCGUGCUGCCGGCGGGCGGGAGCGGGGAGCGCCUGGGCGGUGCCACCCCCAAGCAGUUCUGCGCCGUGCAGGGGAGGCCUCUCGUCAGCUACGCGGUGCGGGCCAUGGAGAGGAUAAAUUGGAUAUCUGACAUUAUUGUGGUGGUCUCUCCUGAAAAUAUCGAAACAAUGAAGACUAUCAUUGAAAAAUAUGGCCAUAAAAGAGUUACAGUAGUAAAAGGUGGAAUAACUCGUCACCGGUCAAUAUUCAAUGGACUCAAAGCAUUUGCAGAGGAUGAAUUUUCCUGCCAUUUGCUCCAGAAGCCAGAAGUAGUGAUUAUCCAUGAUGCUGUGAGGCCUUUUGUUGAAGAAGAUAUUGUUUCAAAAGUGGUUAUGGCUGCUAAAGAACAUGGGGCAGCAGGAGCAAUCCGUCCUUUAGUUUCUACGGUUAUUGCCUCUGCUGCUGAUGGCUGCUUGGACCACUCACUGGAACGUGCCAGGUACAGAGCGAGUGAAAUGCCUCAGGCUUUCUUGUUUGAUAUAAUCUAUGAAGCAUACCAACAGUGUACUGACUAUGACCUAGAUUAUGGAACAGAAUGUUUGCAUCUGGCUCUGAAAUACUGUAAAACAAAUGCCAAACUUGUUGAAGGAACAGCUGAUCUUUGGAAGGUGACCUACAAGCGGGAUCUGUAUGCAGCUGAAUCAAUCAUUAAGGACAACCUAUCACAACAAGUUUGUGUUAUCACCAGCAUGAAGGAAACUCUUGGACAAGUAGGUUUUCUCCUUCCUGAAUCUCUGAAAAGCCAAAUAAAAGUUGAAGCUAUUUCAAUAUCUUUGAGCAAAAAUGAUAGCCGUCUACAAAACAUCAUUUCAGAACAGUGCUACAAUUUUGUUUGUAUAAAUGAUAAAAGAUGUGCCAUUCAAGAAACCCAGGAACUAGUGGAUAUGUUGGAAAAAUCAAAUAUUCCUGUCUUAUAUCCAGUGGUCCUUAUUUCGGUGCACUUGGAUAGUUCAGAAAAUAAUUCUUUCAGCAUUGGGAUGGAAGACCUAACUACAAUCAAGAAAUUUGCAAGAGAAACUAAAAAGAAAAAUAUUUUGGUUUAUGGUCUCCUUAUCCAACAUAAGUGUAAACAUCUAUCUCACAACAUAUACAAGGCAGCUGGUGACUUGCUGGUUUGAUGAACAAUUAUAAGGCUUGUCUGUGAAUAAUCACAGAACCAUUCAGGUUGGAAAAGACCUCCAAGUUCAUUGUUUCGAACCUGUUAUCCAACACCACUUUGUCAACUAGACCCUGGCACUAGGUGCCACAACCAACAGUUUCUUGAAGACCUUCAGUGAUUGUGACUCCACCACCUCCCUGGGCAACUUUGUCCAAUGCCUGACAACCAUUCCUGAAAAUAAAUUCUUCCUGGUCCAACCUGAACCUCCCUUGGCACAGUUUGAGGCCAUUUACUGUUUUCUUGUCACUGGUUGCCUGAGAGAAGAGGCUGACCUCCACGUGGCUACAACCUCUUUCAGGUAGUAGAGAGUGAUAAGCCCCACCUGAGCCUCCUUUUUUCCAGGCUGAACAUCCCCAGCUGCCUCAGCUUCUCCUCACAGGACUUAUGCUCCAGACCCUUCACCAGCUCUGUUCUCUGGACAUGCUUCAGCGCCUCCAUCUUUCUUGUAGUGAGGGGCCCAGAAGCAAACACAGGAUUUAAGGUGUGGCCUCACUUUUGAGGCCACCUCACCACUGGCCUCACCAGUGCCUCACCAACACAGGCAGAGGAAUGCUGCCCUGGUCCUGCUGACCACACUCCUGUGUACAGGCCAGCAUCAAUAAUAACCUAGUAACAAACAGAUAAUGUGUUCUGUCAGGUGUUUGUUAAACACAUGCUGCAUAAAUGCCAUUUCAACUUUGUUGCUAUUGAUAGAAAGUUUUGCUGAAACAUACGCUCCAAUUUAAGCAAGCAGGACUGUGUUUGAUAUGACAUAUAAAAGUAAACACCUCUAUGCAAAAUAAUAUUCUAAAAAUUUUAAGAGAAGUAGGUAAUUCCAAGAGGUGUGUUAAGAAGGCAGUGAAGAUAUAUGUGUGCAGUGAUUUCACUGGUGCACUGAAAUCUGUUAUAUAGCUGAGAACAGUGUUUCUUAGAAAGUAUAAUAAUAAAGUACAUUGUGCUUUUGUAUUGGUAUUUUGCCCGCAGUUUUGUUUUAUAUGGUGGUAAAUGUUGAGUUAUACCUACAGGUUGAUGCCUGUUACAGCACUGUCAGGAUUUUUUUUUUCAGGUUAGAAGGGAUAUCUUGAGCUCUGAGCAAGGAUUUUAAACUGAGGAGUAGGAGAGAAAUCACUAGCCAGUGAAAGCAAGGACAAGUAACCUUGGCAGUGUACAAGGAUGCAGCUUGGAUGUUUAAGGAUGGGAUCAGGAAAGCUAAAGCACAGAUGGAACUGGACUUGACAAGGGAUGUAAAAAAUACUUCCUGAGAAAUGAUUCAGACUUUGAAGUUUGAGGAAACAAGGCAUGCCACAGGAAGACUCAAGUUUCUUUCCUCCAGCAUGUUUGCUUCCUAUUUGAAAACUUCAGACAACUUGGAAGUGCUCUGUUGAAUAUAGAUUGGUAGCAGAGGUUGAGCAGAUUGAACUAGAAAAUAUAUUUUCUUUAAGAAUUGUCUUUGCCUGAGUGGGUAUGAUAGGUACAGCUUGGGAAUAGACUCAAUGAACUCAUACAGUUAUAGAUAAUGCAGCUGGAAUUUUUAGAGCUCCCUUGUUUCCUUGUUAAAAUGAGCUUUUAGGUGGACAGGCAGUAUCUGUGAGUUACAUAUUGUAUGUGUCAUUUAUCUGUUGCUUCACUCUAUACCUUCCAUGAAUUAAGCAACAGUAUCUGGCAGGUGCGUUUCAUUUUCUUAUAUACCCUGUCAUUCAUUUAAUAAAUCUAGGCAUUUAGCAAAUGCAAAUAAGAUUAAUACUAGGUUGACCCUCUCUGAAGCUUAUGGAGCUUCUCAUCGCAAUUAUGCUCAGUUAGGUGUUAGGACUCUUAAAUAUUCAUAUUUAAUUGCUUUACUUUACCUUGGGGGAUAGGUGUAGUAAAUACUGCAAAUGGAGACUUCUAAUGUGCAGAGCCACUCUUUCAUUUACCACAAGGAAGAAUGGAAAUAUUUUCCAAUUUAAAGAUUUUUAAUUUCUUUUAUCUCCAUCCUGUUAUUGGAAUAUUUCAAGUUCUGCUGAAUUCUUACUAGAUAUAUGUAUCUAGAUCUGGGUUUUCAGUUAAUAUUUUUUCUACAUGCGGGUUACAAAAGUUGUAAAAAUAACACAACAGAAUAUAAUUGUAAAAAUACAUUUCCUCUAAGAACUCUCAUUUUUUAAUGUACACUAAACCACUGUAUAUUUGAACUUAAUGCUUUGCACUGUAGAACCUUCUUUGCUACACUGAACUAUCUUUGGAAUCAAGUAGCCUGAAAUUUGAGUUUCCUUAUGUUUGCGUAAUAUACAAAGACUCUGAACAAGUUAAUUAAAUUGAAGACAGAGAAUCACAGGUCUUUAAGAAUAUAUCUGUUACUUAGCCUAUAGAACUUUUACUCAGACACUCAGUAAAUGGAAAAUUGGAAAUAAACCUGCAAGAGAAAGACAAGCAGAAAAUAUAAGGCUGUUUUAAUGAGGAGCUAUAGCAACUGCUCUGAAGUACAAUUCAAUCCAGCCUUCUCUUAGGUAUCAUUUAUAAGAUUUUAAGUCUGUCAGGUUCUAUUGUAAUUUUCAGUUCAUGAGUGACAGCUAGUCAAACAUGUCAACUACUUGAC
Molecule: messenger RNA, 4078 nt
Organism: Parus major (Great Tit)
Lineage: Eukaryota; Metazoa; Chordata; Aves; Passeriformes; Paridae
Gene: CRPPA
Product: CDP-L-ribitol pyrophosphorylase A
Exons: 10
Coding region: 281-1486 (401 amino acids)
Biological process (GO): protein O-linked glycosylation via mannose; isoprenoid biosynthetic process
Cellular component (GO): cytosol
Molecular function (GO): D-ribitol-5-phosphate cytidylyltransferase activity
Source: RefSeq, a predicted model, not a curated record